This is a messenger RNA of Xylaria bambusicola, 641 nucleotides long. RefSeq lists its product as uncharacterized. The record is from RefSeq and is a predicted model, not a curated record. The transcript has 2 exons. Lineage: Eukaryota; Fungi; Ascomycota; Sordariomycetes; Xylariales; Xylariaceae. Bases 123 to 506 code for a protein of 127 amino acids.
UUGCAGUGCAUACCAUGGCGCCCGUUGCCAGCGAGCGGGGAAGAGUGGGCCGAAUCAGAGAUCCAAUUAUGAGGGCAUCUCAAAAAAUAAGGUCACAAGCGCCAUCAUAGCUUUGCGAGAGAAUGCUAGAAGUAACAGGCUGUUCCAUAGGCCCGGCGUGCCCGUUCAUAUCUCAUCCUAUUCUGAUGUCUUUCGGCGUGUUGUACUGCUACAACCUCGCCAUCGUGCAGCCGAUUACGUGUGAAGGAGCACGUUUCUUGCCUAGGUACUGCCACUGCCUGUUCUGCGAUGUAUGUAUAUUUGGAGCAUGGGUGUUUGCCCCAUUCUCAACUGAUGUCCCCUUUACUCCAAACCGGACUAAACAACCGACAACGUUCCUCCUUGGUGAUUUUCCCCGUCCCAAGUCCCGCACUGCAGGCAUCAAAGCCAUGGUCACGUCUAUCAAUGAGCAUAUCACUCGUUCACCUCUAGUCCAGGCGGCAUUGACCUCCACACCUGCUUUUUGAUUUCCACCCGCCCCAUCCUAUACCAUCCUGCAACUUAGAUUAGGAUAACGUUGUAGGGUAUAGCAUGCUCUUACCUUUUGCCUCUGCAGGCUCCCUGACAAGUCAUGUCGUCCUGUCCUACACUAAAGGAGGGUA